UUCUCUUCCAUUGCUCUUCUUCUUUCCUCCUUGCUUCAAGUCAUCGUGUUCUCUAGUUCUCAUGAGUUUUAUUGGCUAAAUUUGAUCACUGAUUAUCCAUCUUGGGCAGUGUUCUUUAUCUUGCUUUUUUUCUUGAAAGAGGUGAGUUACGUCGCAGCCGUGAGCAUGGAGAUCACCAAUGUUAUGGAAUAUCAGCCAAUCGCCAAGCAAAAGCUGCCUAAGAUGGUCUAUGACUACUAUGCCUCUGGUGCAGAGGAUGAGUGGACUUUGAACGAGAAUAGGGAAGCAUUCUCUAGGAUUCUGUUUCGUCCACGCAUACUUAUCGAUGUGUCCAGAAUUGACAUGACUACAACUGUGCUUGGUUUCAAGAUAUCAAUGCCAAUUAUGAUUGCUCCCACUGCCAUGCAGAAAAUGGCCCACCCAGAAGGAGAAUAUGCGACUGCAAGGGCAGCAUCAGCAGCUGGCACCAUUAUGACGCUGUCAUCAUGGGCUACUUCCAGCGUUGAGGAGGUUGCUUCGACAGGACCAGGAAUUCGGUUCUUCCAGCUCUAUGUCUACAAAGAUAGGAAUGUAGUUGCACAGCUUGUAAAAAGGGCUGAAAGGGCUGGUUUCAAGGCAAUAGCCCUCACUGUCGAUACUCCAAGACUUGGGCGCAGGGAAGCAGACAUCAAGAACAGAUUUACCUUGCCACCAUUUUUGACACUUAAGAACUUUGAGGGGUUGGACCUUGGCAAGAUGGACGAGACCAAUGACUCUGGGUUGGCAUCUUAUGUGGCUGGACAAAUUGAUCGAUCACUAAGCUGGAAGGAUGUUAAGUGGUUGCAGACAAUCACUUCUAUGCCAAUCUUAGUGAAAGGAGUUCUCACUGCAGAAGAUACAAGGUUGGCCAUACAAAAUGGUGCAGCUGGUAUCAUUGUGUCCAAUCAUGGAGCUCGCCAGCUUGACUAUGUUCCAGCUACUAUCACUGCUCUGGAGGAGGUUGUCAGAGCUGCACAAGGCCGAGUUCCUGUCUUUCUAGAUGGCGGUGUUCGCCGUGGAACAGAUGUAUUCAAGGCUUUAGCUUUGGGAGCCUCUGGUAUAUUUAUUGGAAGACCUGUGGUGUUUUCUUUGGCUGCUGAAGGUGAAGCCGGCGUAAGAAAGGUGCUUCAGAUGCUUCGCAACGAGUUCGAGCUAACUAUGGCAUUAAGCGGUUGCACCUCACUCAAAGCAAUCACUCGCAGCCACAUAGUGACUGAGAGAGACAUGCAUCGCCCUGUAGCCAGGUUAUAAAUCACUCUCCAUCCAAGGACAGAGAGCUACAACACAUAUGCUCUUGUUGUAGGAUGAUUUCAUUUUCAGGAGCCUAUUUGUCCAGGGGACAUAAUUGCAAUGGAUUCCAGGAAUCCUAUAUUUUCAUAUACUGUUAUAAAUGCUGCCUCCACUGUAUAUUCUUGUUAUUAGAUACCUAUUCACCUUAGCAUAAAUUUCAAAUUUUGGAAUUUGAAUC
Molecule: messenger RNA, 1486 nt
Organism: Elaeis guineensis (African oil palm)
Lineage: Eukaryota; Viridiplantae; Streptophyta; Magnoliopsida; Arecales; Arecaceae
Product: glycolate oxidase 1
Cellular component (GO): peroxisome
Molecular function (GO): FMN binding; (S)-2-hydroxy-acid oxidase activity
Source: RefSeq, a predicted model, not a curated record